CUUAGGUAGAGCACUAGACUGAGGGGCGAGAGCGAAGGAACGGUUCACGCUAGGGGAUAGAUUUGCUUCAGAGGAGAAAGUAAGCAACAUGUGAUGUCAGGAUCUUCCUACCAGUGACCAAAAACUUCAAGGCUACCUCAUCCACAUCUGUGACUUGUGAGUGACAAUUUACCCCACACCCUUGGGUCUCAAUCAGAGCUGCGAGCUAUGGGGAAGAAGACCCAGCAGUGCCAGGGUGAGGAGGAGUACGUGGUGGAGAAAGUGCUGGACCGGAGAGUGGUAAAGGGCCGAGUGGAGUACUUCCUCAAGUGGAAAGGUUUCUCUGAGAAACACAACACGUGGGAGCCGGAGAAGAACCUGGACUGCCCAGAGCUCAUUGCGGAGUUCAUGAAGAACUUCAAGAAAGGCGGAAGGUCCCAGGACAGCAGCAGCACCAAGAGGAAGACCUCAACUGAGGAAGAGGUGGGGAGAAGGAAACUGAAGAAGAAGAAAGAGGACGAUGCCCUGAUUGCUUGUGGUUUUGAGAGGGGGAUGGAGCCAGAGAGGAUUAUUGGAGCCACGGACUCCUGUGGAGACCUCAUGUUCCUCAUGAAGUGGAAGGACUCAGACGAGGCCGAUCUUGUGCUGGCAAAGGAUGCCAACAAGAAGUGCCCGCAGAUCGUCAUUGCGUUUUAUGAGGAAAGGCUCACCUGGCACGAGGAUGUGGACAUAAAGGAGAAGGACAGUGUAGGCAUGUGA
Messenger RNA from Megalops cyprinoides (Indo-Pacific tarpon), 738 nucleotides. RefSeq names its product chromobox protein homolog 5-like. Gene Ontology annotation, biological process: chromatin organization; negative regulation of transcription by RNA polymerase II. Gene Ontology annotation, molecular function: chromatin binding. The record is from RefSeq and is a predicted model, not a curated record. Gene Ontology annotation, cellular component: nucleus; pericentric heterochromatin. Lineage: Eukaryota; Metazoa; Chordata; Actinopteri; Elopiformes; Megalopidae. The coding region runs from base 208 to 738 and encodes 176 amino acids. The transcript has 6 exons.